Messenger RNA from Penicillium cinerascens, 1398 nucleotides. RefSeq lists its product as uncharacterized. NCBI's taxonomy places the organism in Eukaryota, Fungi, Ascomycota, Eurotiomycetes, Eurotiales, Aspergillaceae. The coding region runs from base 1 to 1398 and encodes 465 amino acids. The transcript has a single exon. The record is from RefSeq and is a predicted model, not a curated record.
AUGGCAGGGCCUCCGCAGAAAUGGCAUGAACAUGCUCGGGGCCAGGAACGAAGGAAGUCCUCGCCUUUGAAGACUAUUGCUUUGGGAGACGGGUCUUAUUUUCCGGAUACAUCACAUAUUGAAUACGUGGAUGGGACUACUCCUCCAGGAAUUGAGACUCUGCCACCAAGGAGGCCACCGAAAGCUGUCAUGCGUGACUUCCACCUGUUUUUGGGAGGUCAUGGCAGGUCUUCUUUAGCUUCACACCCAUACGCGCGCCUAUGUGCAGGGACUGAUAGGGCUGGGCUGGGAGCUCCGGGAGCUCCCCCAACGACACCAGCAGGCCACGGGUUGCCUACGAUCGUCAAUCCAUUAAAUGCAAAUCAACAGAUCUUCCUGAUCCCACCCACUGUGAGCAUCGUGACUCAGGGCGAUUGGCCUAUAAUCUAUUUCGGAGACGAUGCGCCAUUUCCUCGAGUGCGGUUCACGCUUCACCAAAAAGACCCUCAAGAUGAGAAAGACCUUUCGAUGGACUUGAUCAAAAUGGCGCCGGGAAAAUGGGUGAUUCCUGGUGCGGUUCCCACGGGGGACGUCAGGUUGGAUCCGUCUCACCCCAGAUUCAACGCAGGGUAUAAGGUUCCUAGAGCCUUUGACUCAACGAUAGGGCUGGGUGGCUUGCAAUGGACCGUGGAGGCGGGUGACAACCCAGCAGAUUGGAAUGGACUGUCACGAGACCAACUACUCGAGUUCAUGUACCGUUCUCUCGAGGAGAUACUGGGUGACUGGGUAGCCCGAGAUCAACUUCGAAAGGAAAUCUCGAAAGGACCUCUGGCAAAGAAUGUCGAAAACGUGGAAGAUCCAUUGCCGCCGCUUCCACCCCCGCCCAAAACGGGCAGUUUCCCCCGCAGCCAGUACGGAAAGCAUCCUCUCGCGGACGCACAGGCGAGGUUUGAAAAUGCUCACAAUUUCUGGGGAGACUACUCUCGGCCCAGUCUGGCAGUGCAACCCACCGCCAAGAAGGACCCUAAGACUCUGAAGCUUCUACCUCAGAGGCUGUUUGCACAUAUGAGAGAGGCCAUGGAGAAACCAGAUAAUAUUGAUGAUCUCCAUGGUACUUCUUCCGAGGACGACAAUGCCCCUUCGCCUGGGCCUGGAGGAAGCCCCGGAUACCCCCCUAUGAGAUCUCCUAGAAGAUCUCCUGAAGGAGUUUUCAAAGAAGCCUCGCAAGGAUCCGAUUUAAUGAACAUCGACCCACCGCCAGUCGACCCCGAACUUGGCCCUGAUCCGGUGGAUAUAGUCGAAGAUGGAGGCAGGACCGCUCGAGUUGGUGAGUACAAAUGUGUUUGGUUUUGUGUUAUCGUCUUGGUUCUCAGCAUGUUCCUGUGUCUCUUCCUGUAUGCGUUCAAAGUUAUCAGGUAA